Messenger RNA from Eruca vesicaria subsp. sativa (arugula), 3612 nucleotides. Lineage: Eukaryota; Viridiplantae; Streptophyta; Magnoliopsida; Brassicales; Brassicaceae. The record is from the annotation of a GenBank genome assembly.
CACUCUUAAGUAGUCUCCGUUUGUCUUAUCACUGAUGGCGAUGAAGGAGGAGGAUCUUGUCGUGAGAGGAAAAGAAGAAAUGAUUGGAGCUGAUGAUAGUCACAUUGAGUCAGAAACAAAGACUCUCGCUACCACUGUGUCUCGUCAGAUUCUACUCGUCUCUGACUCCACUGUUGUUGAUGAUGCUUGCAAAGAGACCGCUCUAACCUAUCUUGAAUCGAUUAAGACAGGAAAUGUUGGGGUUUUGUCUGAAGUUUCGCUUCUUCUUGUGGCAAAGGAAUGGCCUUUACAAGUUCGGAUCUAUGCUUCUAAGAUGCUACAGUAUUUGGUUAAACAACGGUGGGAUGAGUUAAGCUCCUCUGAGCACAUGAAAAUUGGUGAUGCAUCAUUUGAAUUGAUGUCUGAGGUAGCUGCUAAUCCAUGUGAAGAAUUUGAGAUGAAAAGUGAAACUAUCACUCUUGUUGCUGAGAUAUUUGAAAAGGAGGAAGAUCUGGAGAUGUGGCAGGAGUUGUUUCUCUCAUUAGUUUCCCUUUCCUCCAAAGGCCCUUUACAGGCAGAAAUGGCUUUGAAAGUGGUGAAGAGGCUUUCUGAGCAUCAUAUAGAUCAUAUUAAGGAGGAGUUGAAAGACAAUAAGCAUAGCCAUCUGUUGCAGGGGCUUCCUGAUAUCUUGGUUUGGUUGCAUGAUCUUCUUGAAAAACACUUUGGGGAUGCAAGGAACGCAGAAGGGAGGGGGAAGGUUGAGCUGGCUAAACAGCAUUCAGAUGUAGUUGUUGCUUGUUUGAAUGCCAUCAACUCACUCACAGAAUGGGCUCCGGUUCCAGAUUUUGCUGAAUACAAAAUUGUUGACCAGUGUGGAUCCUUACUUUCUUCUACUGAGUUCUGCCGUCUUGCUUGUAUGUUCGUCAAACUUAUCUGCUCAAGAGAAAGACCCACUGAUGCUUCUUCUGGUGCUGAAUUUGAUUCUACAAUCUUACGUAUCUGUAAAACGAUGGUCGCUCUAGGCUCCUCAAACUUGAAGUGCAUCUUCACAGAUAGCAGUGCCAUAGCUCUUUAUCUGAAACAGAUGCUCGGUUUUUUCGAACACUAUAAGUUUGAUCUUCACUACGAGUCACUGUUCUUCUGGCUGGGGUUGAUGGAUUAUUUAACCUCAGACCUCAAUGCUCCUAGUUAUCCACAUAAAAAGGGAACGGCAAGCGAGGUUUUCACGGGACCGGCAAGCGAGGUUUUCAAUAGUUUUAGACACCUAGAUGGCGGAAAAAAAGAUCUUUUACUCCUUAUAGAUGAUGAUAUCGCCAGCAAGAUGCUGGAUGUUUCAUUCCAACGCAUGAACAAGAACGAGGAAGUCCUCCUUCCUGGAACAAACCUUUCCCUUGAGCCAUCAAAUUUUACACAUGAAGAGUUUUGCAAGUACCAGAAGAGGCUCUUUGUGUUGAUCAGACUCAUCUCUGCUCACAAGCCAAUCAUUGGUAGCACAAAACUAUCUUCAACAACGAUCAUGCUUAUUAAGAGUAUAUCGGUUCCUUCAGCGCCUUGUAUCCAGUAUGCUAUGAAGAGCCAGAGUACUGCUCUGGAGGGUGUUCUGCGUAGGCUCUACCGUGGAACCGAUGAGUUCGCUGGUGGUAGUUCCGAAGUUCAUUCUCAACUCCACGUGAUAUUUGAGGGCUUGCUUCAGGAGCUUCUUAAUGUAAACUGGACUGAACCAGUAAUUAUUCAAGCGCACGUGGACUAUCUAAACGCAAUGAUUCCUUUCGUCAAGUACUUUCCAGAUGCGCUUGGAAGUUUUAUCGACAAGAUGUUUGCGCUUCUUACCUCUCUUCCACCAGCAAGUAGACGUGCAAGAUUAUACAUCUGCUUAUCUUUGACUCGUAUAGCCAAAGCUGCUGACAAAAGCUUUACUCCUCACUUGAAGGGUGUAGCUGAUAAAGUGGCACGUUUGCAAAGAGAAGGAGCUUUCCUCCCUGGUGAGCAUAAGAGUCUUGUGGAAGGAUUUUCUACUAUGACUUCUGCGUCAGGAGUUCAAACGCAGCAGCAAGACAGUUUUGAAUUGUUACUAGAACCAGUGCGCCAACAAUGGACACAACCAGAGUGGCAAAACGAAUAUCUAUCUACUCCUUCUGGUUUUAUUCAGUUAUGUUCCAACGCACCUUUGAUACGGUCUAUUGUCAACACAGUCGCUGUCUUUGAGAACGCUCUCAAGGGAUGCAAUUUCAAGAAAAGGAAGUUAAACACGUUUGAGACGACUCAUCCUCUUGCUUGUCACCUCUCUUGGAUGCUACCACCUCUCUUGAAGCUCUUUCGUGUUAUCAACUCUCUGUCUUCUCCUGAGGUUUAUCAAACUUUACCCACAAAUCUCAAAGAAGCAAUGAAGAUAACGGAAGCUGAGUUACGUAGCCCCAAAAGAAACAAAAGCCGUAAACUAACUAAAGGCUUGUUUACUUAUUCUAGUCAAGGAAACACAUGUGAUAUUCGGAAUUGUCUGAGAGCUAUUCGUGAUAUCGGGUACCGUGUAUUGGAUCUCUCUGUAGCCAUGGGAGAGACAUUCUACACAUCCAUUGAUGCUAAUGAAGUUGCGGUGACAUUCACUGAGAAUAUAAGUUGGAUGGAGUUCAGACAUAUAAAGCAGCUUAUCAACUCCUUUGUAGGCGUUCUUGUCAAAUCAUGUCCUGCAGAUAUGUGGGAGUCAUUGCUUGUAGUGCUUCUAAGUCCUUUGUUGACACACUGUCAGCGAGCUCUUAGCUCCUCGUGGACUAGUCUUCUGAGCGAAGGCAAGGCUAAUGUUCCGGAUUUGCGUGGUUUUGAAGGUGGAGAGAAGCUCAUUUCCGAGGGUGAAAUAAAGCUGCUCAUAGAUUUAUCUCGGUCCACGUCGGAUUUGCUUUCAGUGAUCUCUGCUCCUGAGUUAAACACAGGGCUUCCUGUUUUGAAGCACUCAGACAAACUUGUUCACGGUGAAAUGUCUCCUCUCAAGGAUUUUAAUGAACUCAAAUCCAACUCUUUGGUGAGUUUACUAUUGAGUAGCAGAAACUUGGCAGACUCAGUAAUGCAGUUUUCUUUACAAGCAUGCACAUGGAGAGAUGGUAUUACAAACUCCAAUCUCCGUUUGUUUUUCAUUAGCGUUGUUCAUCUAGCUAUAACGACAAACAACGGAGAGCUCAGAGAGUUUGUGGCAAAAGAUUUGUUUCAUGCAAUCAUCAUGAGCUUGACCAUCGAUGAGAAUGUGAACAACAGUUCUGUUUUAGUUGGUUUGUGCAGUGAAAUAUUUGUUUAUCUUUCCCAGAGGAACCCAGCUCCAAGACAGGUGUUGCUGUCACUCCCCUAUCUCAGUCAUGAUGUUCUGCUUGAUUUUGAAAAAGCUUUAGCAGAAACUUAUGAACCCAAAAAACAGAAGCAGAUUACAAGCAACAUGUUGGCAUUAGCUUUGGGAAUUAGCUUAGAUACACAAGCUGAUAAGGGAACUUAAUAUGUCGAUGGUGAGGGUCCUUGAGUCCUGUAUGUUUACGCUUAUGAAGUUACAAACUGAUAAGAUUGUUGUGAUAAUGCAAAUGCCUUGUCUUAUGAAUAAUAUAACUUUGUUACACAUGUUUCUUCUUGUUACCAUAAUAACUACUUUCGAAC